GCUGUCAGUUCGCGCGGCUGGAGUGGGAUUCUUGAGAGGCUGCGUCCUGUUGCGGGAGAUGUGGGAGCGGAGCCUGGUGCUGUCCGCCCCGGGGAAGGUCAUCCUUCACGGGGAGCACGCCGUGGUGCACGGCAAGGUGGCCUUGGCCGUGGCACUGGACCUGAGGACCUUCCUCUGCUUGCGGCCCUGUGAUGAUGGCAGGGUGUGCAUCCGCCUGCCUGGUGUUGGCGUUGUGAGGAGCUGGGACACCCCCUGCCUCCAGGACCUGCGGAAGGGCUUUACAGCCGACUUUGAUGAAUCUAAAUCCCCCAGUGUAGAACAGCUGGAUACACUGAGAGAGUUUGCUGGAAUCGCUGCCGGAGCCUCAGCUCCCGAGAGCCUUGCUACUCUUGCCUUUCUGUAUAUGUGCCUGGCUAUUUCGGCUAAGUAUGGAGAUGUUCCGAGUGUGGACAUACUGGUGUGGUCUGAGCUGCCCACAGGAGCUGGGCUGGGUUCGAGUGCUGCCUAUGCUGUUUGCUUGGCAGCAGCCCUGCUGACGGUGUGUGGAGCCAUUUCAUGCCCUCUGAAAGAAGGAGAAUCCACAGCCAGGUGGACAGAAGAAGAGCUGACUCUGAUCAACAGCUGGGCCUUCCAGGGGGAGCGGGUGAUCCAUGGCAAUCCCUCGGGUGUGGAUAAUGCUGUUGGUACCUGGGGUGGAGCCCUGAGAUACCAAUCAGGAAAAAUCACACCAUUAAAGAGGGUGCCGACACUGAGGAUCUUGCUGACCAACACAAAAGUCCCUCGAAGCACCAAGAUCCUGGUGGCUGGCGUCAAAGAGAAGAUCCUGAAGUUCCCUGCUAUAAUGAACCCGGUGCUGGACUCCAUCGAUGCAAUUUCUCAGGAGUGCCAAAGUGUUCUGGAAGCGAUGCCUGCAAAUCCAUCACCAGAAUAUUACCCUGUGCUGGAGGAACUCUUUGAUAUAAACCAACACCACUUAAACGUGAUUGGAGUCGGCCAUCCCUCCCUGGACAGGCUGUGCCGGGUGACGGCGUCCCAUGGCCUGCAUAGCAAGCUGACCGGGGCUGGUGGGGGCGGCUGUGGCAUCACCCUGCUGAGACCAGACACCUCCCUGCAGGCCGUGGAAGCAGCCAAGCGAGACUUAUGUGCCUGUGGAUUUGAAUGCUGGGAGACCAAUAUCGGGGCCCCCGGAGUGACCCUGCACUCCUCCUCGUCUUUAAACGCUGAAGUGCUGCACGCGCUCUCCCAGAGUUAAGCUUCUGCCUCUGGCAAGACUGAGCUCUUGGCACCGCAUCCUUGGAGUGUGCUCUGAUGCCUGGAAACUUAUUUCCCGCUCUCCUGUGUGGCUGUGGGCCUCUAGACACGGCUGUGGAGCCAGUUUCAGGCCUGGUGUCACUGGGAGCGGGGGCUGCGAUGAGGACUUGGGAGCAACUGCUUGCACUUGGGCUAGGUGCGAGUUUGAGCCAGGCUCUCAAAAUCCUGUUUUGAAUUUACUUACUCAACUGCUGUGCUAAUCCCGAGGGGCAGGAGGAGAGGGUCUUGGCUGGAUUCCGGCGCGGAUAAUGACACUUGGCUUGGUUCUGCUGCUUCGGAUGCAUGGGGUGUCUCUUCCCUUCUCCCCUGGCGUCCUGCGAGGGCGGGCAGUGAGGCUGGCAAGGUGGAUGCGCAGAGCGCUUUGACAUUUUUGGGUGAAAAGCAUCUUGGCAGCUCAGGGCUUGAUACUCAGGUCUCCAUUUCUCUUGGACCGCAGCUCACAGCGGAGAGGCAACCUUUAAAUACAGCCCUAACCUGAUACUAAUUAAGAUUUGGAUAAUGGGGUGGGGAAGGCACAUUUUUAAUGAUAUUAAGAUGGUUUUCACUCUUUUUCCAUGAGCGUUUCCACUCUUUUCUCUGCCUGGGCUGAUAAGCAGGGUGCUGUAGCCAGACUCCGGCUUCUGUUCAUGUGCUCGAGGUCUGUCACCUGCGAGGGGGUGGCCAGAGGCAAGGGCAGUCUUAACGUUUCUACUUGUGAUAGCUCUUCUGGGAUCCCUCACGCUUCAGUCUUAAACAAGCAUGUCCUUGACCCUGCCUGUUGUUGGGUGUGUGAAACACGCCACUGCCAGGGCCGGGGGGGUCAGGGACAGAGCAAACACUAACUUGUUUUUAUUGAAAGUAAUAGUUUUGAAGUAGGGAAAAAACAAAAAAAAAAGAUUAAAACCCACCUCCACAAAAACUGACUGUAACUUGCAGUUGGCAAACUGUAAAACCGAAAUGCAUUCAAACUUAUUACGCAAAUGUAAAUGCAGUUUUUACUUCUAAAAUUUUAAUGAGUUGUACCACGGAACGAAAGGGAAUUGGCAGGUGAGUGUCUGAAGCCAGAGUAUCUUGAAGUAAUAAGCUGACUCUUAAUGGCUGUGGUCUCUUCGGUACCUGCCAAAGACAUUUUAUCAUUGUUCUGGGUGUCUGGGUGGGUUUUUGUUUUUUAAAGUGUAGCUCUCUUCAAGAAUUGCUUCAUUCAAAGCUGAGUAAGAAAUUGGCAGAGGUGAGGGAGUUUGCCUUCCCCUUCCAGCGCAGGAACAAAAAAAAAAAAAACCUCAAGUGCGAGAAGUUGAGAUGUACUAGCUCUAAAAUGCUGGCGUCAUGAUGACCAGCUUUACUUCACUGAUCAGAUGUAAAACUGUCUCUGGUUUUAAUAAAUUUAUGGUUUUAUAUGUGCAAAGUGUUCUUUGAUAAUUAUGCUGGGUACAAAAGGAAGAAAGUACCUUACUCUGCUUCAAUAAAAACAGGUUUCAGAUGCUGGGUUUCUACAUGUCUAAUUACAAUUCCAAUUUGCAUCCAAGAACGGUUUUACACUAAUCGCAAGUCAGAAAGCCUGAUAAAUAAUUUACCAUUUUCUAAUACAGUGUAAUCAAUGUGAGUAUCUGGGAGCGUGUUGACUCUCUAACCGCUUAAAUGUGUCUGUAGUUUCUGCUGGUUAGCACAAAGAAGUGCCAAAUCCAGUGCGAAGAAACCUCGCUUCAAAACAACGUGUCUGGGCUUGAUCCUCAUUAGCUGCUUCCCUUGGAAGGCGGCUUCCCAGUCA
Chroicocephalus ridibundus (black-headed gull) is the source of this 3058-nucleotide messenger RNA. It is a transcript of the gene MVK, whose product is annotated as mevalonate kinase. NCBI's taxonomy places the organism in Eukaryota, Metazoa, Chordata, Aves, Charadriiformes, Laridae. Gene Ontology annotation, molecular function: ATP binding; mevalonate kinase activity. The coding region runs from base 59 to 1252 and encodes 397 amino acids. The transcript has 10 exons. Gene Ontology annotation, cellular component: cytoplasm; cytosol. The record is from RefSeq and is a predicted model, not a curated record. Gene Ontology annotation, biological process: cholesterol biosynthetic process; isoprenoid biosynthetic process; isopentenyl diphosphate biosynthetic process, mevalonate pathway.